This is a messenger RNA of Lobosporangium transversale, 1605 nucleotides long. Its product is annotated as MAS20 protein import receptor-domain-containing protein. The coding region runs from base 65 to 1504 and encodes 479 amino acids. Gene Ontology annotation, biological process: protein targeting. The record is from RefSeq and is a predicted model, not a curated record. The transcript is spliced from 5 exons. Gene Ontology annotation, cellular component: mitochondrial outer membrane translocase complex; nucleus. Gene Ontology annotation, molecular function: protein binding. NCBI's taxonomy places the organism in Eukaryota, Fungi, Mortierellomycota, Mortierellomycetes, Mortierellales, Mortierellaceae.
GUAUUAUUUUCUUUUCCGUUCUCUUCUUACCUCUCUCCUUUUCUUUCUUCUCGAACCGCACAUCAUGAAGACCUCAACUAUUGUUGCGGCUACCGUCGGCACUAUUGCUGUCGCUACUAUCGGCUAUGCCAUUUAUUUUGACCAGAAGCGUAGAAAUGACCCCGAUUUUCGUCGCAAGUUGAAGAAGGAGAAGAAGCGUGCUUUGAAGCAGCAGAAGGAAGAAGAAAAAAAGAAGGUCACUAAGACUGCCAAGACCGUUGAGGAGGCGUUAGCAAGUAUCAAGGAGGAUGAAUUCCCUACAUCGAUGGAGGCGCGUGAGAAGUUCUGCAUGGAACAGCUUUCCACCGGUGAAGCACAUUUUACUCGAGGUCCUGAGGGCUACGACACGGCUGCCAUUUGUUUCUACAAGGCAUUGAAAGUCUACCCUGCUCCUGCAGAGUUGGUCAUGGUUUACCAGAAGACAAUUCCUCCGGAAGUCUUCACAUUGGUUAUGGGCAUGUUGAGCAUGGAUGUUCACAAGAAACAAGAGAAGUAUUAUACCAUCUUCCCACCCAAGGAGAUGAAUGUGAAAGUUGAUGAGCUGCCUGAAGGUAUUACAGCUGAGGGACAGAAGGUUGUUCGUCGCGGAUUGUUCGUCACCAAAGACUUUGCUGCUGGAGAAACCAUCUACUCUGAAACUCCUAUCAUAAGCUCAUUGGAGCCGUCUUUGGAAGGCAAAGAGUUCUGUCACUACUGUUUGAAACAGAUAGCUGCUGAAGACAGAGUUCGCUGUGCUACCUGUAGCAAGGUUGUCUACUGCUCUGAAACCUGCCAGAAGACGGCCACGACAGAAUUCCAUGCUGUUCUUUGCACCAAAGAUUCUGAAGAUGCUUCGACCCCAGAGCGCGCACUUUAUGACUAUACCAAGGAGACUAACAACAAGUAUCCCGAGAUGAUUGCCAAAUUUUUGGUUCGUAUGGUCCACGAAGAGACUUUGAACAGUGGCGAGGAGUACAACCUUUUCGAUCACAUCGAGCGUUUGCGCUUCUUGGAAGUCCGCCCUUCGGCAGCAGAGGAGAAAGAAAUAUCUCUUUUGAAGGUCGCUCUUGGAUCGAAAAUCCCCGGAAUCGAGGAGUUUAUUAAUGAGGAGCGUUAUUUGACCUUGAAGGGUAAAUUGCUCUAUAAUGCCUAUGGUAUCUCCACUUCAUUGGAUGCAGAUCGAUCUGUAGAGCCUUCCCCUGAACAAUACCGCAGUGUGCACGAUGCUCCUGUUGUCGGUGCUGGAUUCUACAGAGUUACAUCCUACGUGUCGCAUUCAUGUGAUCCGAAUGCAAAGAUUGUCUUCUUGGAACAUAAUAAUAACAUGUCAGUUGUUGCAAGCAAGGAUAUCAAGGCUGGUGAGGAACUCCAUGUUGGCUUUAUUGAUCAGAAGAAUGGCACCCUUUCAACGGAGCAGCGACGUCAAGAGCUUUUCCAACACUAUCGUUUCAAGUGCAUGUGUCCCCUCUGCGAAUCCUCCCAAUAAAAAUGAAAGGAGAGCUGUACCAUAUUUAUUUCGGGUCAUUUUUAGCAUUAUCGCUAAUUUCUUUUCUUAUUGAAUCGAUUAAAGGCGACUUUUUACACGGA